Molecule: messenger RNA, 591 nt
Organism: Pseudophryne corroboree (corroboree frog)
Lineage: Eukaryota; Metazoa; Chordata; Amphibia; Anura; Myobatrachidae
Product: olfactory receptor 5V1-like
Exons: 1
Coding region: 1-591 (196 amino acids)
Biological process (GO): G protein-coupled receptor signaling pathway
Cellular component (GO): membrane
Molecular function (GO): olfactory receptor activity; odorant binding
Source: RefSeq, a predicted model, not a curated record
AUGGCAUAUGACCGAUAUGUUGCUAUAUGUGAUCCUUUACACUAUCACACUAUUUUAAACAGGAAACAUUGUAUUGUUUUGGCAUCUGGCACUUGGAUAACAGGAUUCUUAAACUCACUUGUGCUUACAAUCCCAGUGUCACACAUGUCCUUCUGUCAUUCUCGCACCAUACACCAGUUUUUCUGUGAUGCUAAAGCUCUGCUUAACAUCUCCUGUGCUGGCCGUGAAGAUUUCUAUAAUGUAUUCUAUAUGGAAAUAUUGAUGUAUGGAGUUUUCCCAGUCAUGUUCUGUUUGACAUCAUAUAUAAAAAUUAUUGGAGUUAUCUUGCAGAUAAAAUCGAAGGAUGGCAGAAAGAAAGCCUUCUCCACCUGCUCAUCCCACCUCACCAUUGUUAUUAUGUAUUAUAUGACAGGUGUGUCUGUGUACAUUAUGCCACCAUCAGAAUACUCCGAUGUCCUAGAACCAGUGUUUAUUGUACAAGGCUCAGUUGUAACUCCCAUGAUAAACCCUCUGAUCUACAGUCUACGGAAUAAAGACAUGAAACGUGCUCUGCUGAGACUACUGCGGUGGAAACAAAGUAUUGAGCAGUAA